UUUGCAUCAAGUACAGCGCAUCAAGCGUGCUAUAAUGCACUUGUAGUGGUUGGAACAGCAUGGCGAAAAAUGACAGUUGGCAUGCAAGACCUAAAGGAAUUAUACAUCGUUAAAAACUGGCAUGUGACAUUCGAAAGGUUGCCAGCCCCUUUUAAGGAAACAUGCUAGCAGGAAAUGAAGUGAUGUCACGGACCUCACACAAAAGCAUAACUCUACACCUCCUGCUGAACCUCACCCAACAACCAGGGCUUUUUUGGGCAGAGGAACAGGAGUACUAGCAGACCACACAGGCUGAACUGGGCCUCCAUGAUGAAUGGACAACCCCAUGCUGGAGUAAAAUAACAACACGGGGAACUGUCUGCUCACCUUUCUCCAAGAUAACUUCCACCGCUAUGGUCACUGCUUAGGCAUCUGUCUUGUCUCGUCGGUAUGUUCAGCUGAAUGAGUGCUCCUUCUUUCUUGUGGUUAUGUUCUCUUGCUAGAUUCUGGAGUGCUUUGGAGUCUAUUCACCAUGGGGAAGAAUCGAGAGAAGCCCCAGCCCCCGCAGUUAAUUGUUUUGUUCUGUAAGGAGUGGCCCAGAUGUCUGUAGUCAGGCAACGGCUUGACCCUUCCUUUGGAAUUCAGCUGCAUGGGUGAAGGCAUCCGAGACGAAGCUUAGGAGCGGGCCAUUCUUUCAAAGCCCGCUUUUUGUGUUGUUAACUAAGGAUGGACCGAUCAGUGUUUCUGGGGGAUACCGAUCACCCAUCACCUUCAGCAUGAUCGGCUGAUAGUCGAUACCGAAGUGGGGCUGGACUGUUAGGCCUUUUCACACUUAAAUUAAUCUCACCUUAGGAGCGAUGGAGGAGGACGUCUGACCAUUCUGCUUCAUCGCCAUGCAACCUUAACUGCUUUAGGAAAAGCAAGAAGAGAACACUGCUGACUUUCAUCCUCUUUGCAUUUUGUCCUCAUGACAGCCCAUGCUCUCCAGGGCUGCUUAUUCUGACCACUCAGCAGGCAUGUCCUUGUGCUGAGCUCUGUUCUUUGACAUUGCCAUGACCAGUCUGAAGCGUUCACAGACCGAGCGCUCUGUGGGGGGCUCUGUGCCUGCCACAGAUGAAUUCUACACCCGUCGCCUGCGCUUGCCCAAUGGUGGGGCGCCCCCCCCGCGCAGUGAGAGCACCCACCUGUCUGGAUGCACACCUGGAGUGCCCAAGAUGGGAGUUCGAGCAAGAGUUGCAGACUGGCCCCCGAGGAAAGAUGGCGGAAGUGGUGGUGGAAGUGGUGGAGGAGGAGGGGGUGGGAGUGGUGGUGGGGGAGGAAGUGGAGGAGGAGGGGGUGGGAGUGGGAGUGGGGGAGGAAGUGGAGGCGGAGGGGGUGGGGGUGUGUGGCACAUUACUGUGGAGACCGACUCACCGACCCCCCCACAGAGCACCCAGAGCAACCUUUCUGCCAAGCUGGGUCACCUGAUCAGCCCUCAGGAUUCCUCCAUGCUGCGCAACAUUCAGAACACUUUGAAGAACAAGAUGCAGAGCAAGGGCAAAGACAACCGCUUCCUGUCCCCUGAUGGCUACCUGGGCUCGCCACGCAAGGGCAUGCGGCGCAUCAGACAGCGCAGCAAUAGCGACAUCACAAUCAGUGAGCUGGAUGGGGAUGGCAACGAGGGCUGGUCCUUCUCAGGCUGGACCCCAAUGCACCGGGAGUACGGCAGUACCUCGUCCAUUGACAAGCAUGGGGUCUCUGGAGAGAGCUUCUUUGACAUGCUUAAAGCUUACCAGACAGACGCACCUGACCAGCGCAGCCCUGCUCCAGAGAAACUGAGCGAACUCCUAACCGUAGCUCACAAGCAAACUGCUCUUGACUUACCAGAUGGUCCUUUGGGACCCCCAAGAGGAAGUCCUGCAAGUCGUCUAAAGGAGAGAGAGAAACACCUGAAGCGGCGCUCGAAGUCUGAGACCGGAGGGGAGUCCAUAUUCCGCAAGUUACGAAGUGUCAAAGCCGAGGGCGAUUCUUCUCGUGCUGGUUCUGAUGCGGAAGACGGAAAAUCUGAUGAUGCAGGUCCUCCCCCCAAGCCUUGGGUCUGUCAGAAAGGAUUUGCCCACUACGAUGUCCAGAGCGUCCUCUUUGACUUGAACGAGGCUGUCCAGAGCCGGCAGAGUGUUGUCAAGAGGAAGAACACCACCACAGGAGCCUCGGCUGCUGCUGCAGCUUCAGCCUCCACCUCCUCCUCCCUCUCCUCCACCCAAAGUGGGGCCUAUGGUUCCCCCUGUGGCAGCCAAGAGGAACUCAAUGUUAAGGAUGGACCCUCGCUGGAUUCAGGUGAUGACAAAAGUAACGAUCUAGUUCUCAGCUGCCCCUGCUUCCGUAACGAGAUAGGUGGUGAAGGCGAGAGGAACAUCAGCCCGUCAAAGCAAGGCAGUAUUGGCAGCGGAUCCUCCAGCUCCUCAAGGGAUGAGGAUGGAUCCCCAGAUGUGGCUCCCAACACCCAUUUCAGCAAUGCGGGGGUGGCAGUGCUGGAAGCUCCCAAGGAUGGCAAGAGCAUUCACCAUGAGCGGGGAAAGAACAAUAUUGUGGAACAUGUGGACUUGGGGUCCUAUUACUACAGGAAGUACUUCUAUUUGAGAGAGCACUGGAACUACUUGGGGGUGGAUGAAACACUGGGGCCAGUGGCUGUGAGUCUUCGGCGAGAGAAGCUGGAGGAUCACAAGGAGCAUGGCCCGCAAUACAAUUACCGAGUCAUCUUCAGAACCAGUGAGUUGACAACUCUGAGAGGCUCUAUUAUGGAAGAUGCCGUGCCCUCUACUUCGAAGCACGGUUUGGCUCGAGGCCUGCCUCUAAAGGAAGUGCUGGAAUACCUCGUGCCAGAACUCAAUGCUCACUGCCUUCGGCUUGCUCUCAACACACCCAAAGUCACGGAACAGCUGAUGAAACUGGAUGAACAAGGGCUCAGUUUCCAGCUGAAGGUGGGGGUGAUGUACUGUCUGGCUGGCCAAAGCACUGAGGAGGAGAUGUACAAUAAUGAAGCAGCCGGUCCGGCACUGGAGGAGUUCCUGCAGCUGCUGGGAGAACGUGUGCGCCUCAAGGGUUUCACCAAGUACCGUGCCCAGCUGGACACCAAGACGGACUCAACUGGCACACAUUCCUUAUAUACCACUUACAAAGACUAUGAAAUAAUGUUCCAUGUCUCUACUAUGUUGCCCUACACGCCCAACAACAAACAGCAGUUGCUAAGGAAGCGACACAUUGGAAAUGACAUUGUCACCAUUGUGUUCCAAGAACCUGGAGCAAAGGCCUUCAGCCCUAAGAACAUCCGCUCUCACUUUCAACACGUCUUUGUGGUGGUGCAGGUGCACAACCCCUGCUCUGACAACACGUGCUACAGCGUGGCGGUGGCUCGUUCCAGAGACGUCCCUGCGUUUGGGCCGCCCAUUCCGGAAGGCGUGAAGUUUCCCAAAUCUACCGUCUUUCGGGACUUCCUGCUGGCCAAGGUCAUCAACGCGGAGAACGCCGCUCACAAGUCGGACAAAUUCCGUGCCAUGGCCACCCGCACUCGGCAGGAGUACCUGAGAGACCUGGCCGAGCGCCACGUGACCAGCACCCCCAUAGACCCCUCGGGCAAGUUCCCAUUCAUCUCACUGGCCCACAAGCGCAAGGAGAAGAGCCGGCCGUACCCCGGGGCUGAGCUGCGCAGUCCAGGUGCCAUCACCUGGCCCGUGUAUGCAGAGGACCAUGGAGCGGGAGGAGAGCUGGAGGCCUUGCUGGCCAUCUCCAACGACUUCUUGAUUCUGGUGGAUCCUGAGGCCAAGGCCGUGGUGUUUAACUGCGCUGUACGGGACGUCAUUGGCUGGACAAUGGGAAGCCCCGCCUCCAUGAAGAUUUUCUAUGAGCGUGGAGAAAACAUCUCACUGCGUUCCAUCAACAACAACACGGAAGACUUCAGAGAGGUCGUCAAACGCCUGGAGCACCUGACUAAAGGCUGUGAGACCACUGAGAUGACCCUUCGCAGAAACGGCCUGGGUCAGCUGGGCUUCCACGUCAACUAUGAGGGCAUUGUGGCCGAGGUGGAGCCCUAUGGAUAUGCCUGGCAAGCAGGCCUGCGCCAGGGCAGCCGACUGGUGGAGAUUUGCAAGGUGGCCGUGGCAACGCUCUCCCAUGAACAGAUGAUUGACCUGUUGCGGACCUCCGUCACCGUGAAGGUGGUGAUCAUUCCACCUCAUGAGGAUUCCACACCUCGAAGGGGCUGUUCGGAGCUGUACCGCAUGCCGGUGGGAGAGUAUAAGGGAAGCGGUGACAGCGGUUCCUUCGAGUACAAGUUUCCUUUCCGCAGCAACAACAACAAAUGGCAGCGCACAUCCUCCAGCCCCCAGCAGUCCCUUACCGCCUCACCCCAGAGCCACAGUGGCACCCCCAACCGCGCUGUCAGCCUGGGGGCCAGCAUGGGCAAGACACUAUCUGCUGAGCGCCCAGAGAGGGCCGCUGCUAUCCCCCGCAGUGUGUCCAGUGACGGACGGCCUUUGGACUCCAAGAGGAUGUCUCCGGGCUCGGAGAACUACUCGCUGGCCUCCUCUAUCGUGAUGAGCCGUUCCCCUCACAACCGCAGCUCCCCCAGCAACCUCUCCUGCUCCAGUGAUACAGGCUCGGGUGGUUCCGCCCACUGGAGGCAAAAGUCCAUGCCUGAGGGAUUUGGGCCGAACAGACACUCUCCUCUCCCACCGGAGCGGCAGAUGAUGGGUGAGGGGGGCAGCAGCGGCAAGUCGACCCCUAGCUGGCCCAGGGUGGACGACUCGGACAGAGCAGCAGCAGAUGCUCCAGUUGCUAAGCCUGGACCUUCCUAUUCAGGCGGCCCACGCAUCCAGCGGCAGGAGCAGGUCAUUCACCUCUCCCCGAAGAAGAGCAGCCAGUCUGAGGGCCCAUGCUCCCACUCCAGCAGCAACACUUUAUCCAGUACAGCAUCCAGUGGCGGUCACAGUGAUGAGAAGUGGUAUGAUCUUGGAGGAGGAGGGCCAGGAGAUGGGGCCGACUCAGAACCGAACGGUCUGGGCGGGGGUGGCUACCUGCAGGGGGCUUCGGCUGAUAGCGGCAUUGACACCACAUCCUACGGGCCUCCUCAUGGCAGCUCCAGCUCCCUGCUGGCCGUGGGUGCACCUGCACCCCGGGAGAGAGCUUCCUCACCCUGGCAUGGUCCUUCAGAGGGCGGUCGGCGCGUUUUAGAGAGAUCUCCUCCAGCUGCGGAAUCACCUGUGUCUCCUGCAGAGGCGCCAGCCACUCGCAGCCCCCCAACACAUCUGCUGGUGAGGGAUGGUAGCACCUACAGCCUCAGCGACAUGGCCUCCCACUCCAGCUCUCGUCACUCUGUGAGCCCCGCUGUGCUCAGCUCCAGCCACAGCUCUCCACGAGACGAGUCACCCUCAGCCACUUCACCUUCCUCCUCCCAAAGCUCCGUCUCCCCAGGCCCCAAGAGCUUCUACCCACGCCAGGGAGCCACUAGCAAGUAUCUGAUCGGCUGGAGGAAGCCUGGCAGCACCAUCAACUCUGUGGACUUUGGAGACACACGCAAGAGGCCACAGGGUGAGGGGCCAGAUGGUGGGCCGUCUCAGCCUCGGCCUUCUCUCCGAGACCUGCAUUCUCCUCAACCCCUCGGCAAAUCCACUGUUGAGGAGGACCUGAAGAAACUCAUCACUUUAGACAGCCCUCCUGCCCACCGCCAUGACGACAAGUCGGUGUCUUCCUCUGGUCCAUCAGGCACAGGCCGACGUUCUCUGCAGCGUACCCUGUCAGAUGAGAGUAUAUAUCGGGGUCAGCGGCUGCCGUCUCUGGGCGACACGGUGCUGGAGCAGGCCGUGGCCAGUGACGUCCUUUUCAGCUGCUCCACCCUGCCCCGCUCCCCCACAACCCGCGGAGCUCCCCUCCGCAGACCUUCCUACAAACUGGGCAUUAAGAUGCAUGGUGACCUCUCCGCAUCUGACACCUCUCUAGCAGACCUGCACGAGCGCCAGAGGCACCCCUCUCCAGAGCUGGGCCUCAUGCCCCUACCUGAUACUGACACUGACAGCGGCCUGGACUGGACCCACCUGGUGGAUGCUGCCAAUGCUUUCGAGGGUGAGGGGAGACCCCCACGCAUCCAGAGAGGGUUUAUGUUCAGUUCUCAGGACAUCAGUCAUCGAGGUGAAAGCUCUCAGCAGCUGGAGCUGCUGCAACCAGUUCCCCACUCUCGGCUCUCUCCCAGUGAAAUCCCUGUAGGUUUUGCUGGGAAGAUUUCACAGCUAGAAGCCCUGGUGAAGAUGUUGCAGGAGGACCUAAAGAAGGAGAGAGAAGAAAAGCUGAAGCUGCAGGCUCAGAUCAAGAGGCUGUGGGAGGACAACCAGAGGCUCCAGGAAGAGUCCCAGAACUCAGCUGCCAAGCUCAAAAAGUUCACAGAGUGGGUCUUCAACACCAUUGACCUGAACUGAGUCCACACUGUAGCACCGGGGGAGCAGGAAGGAGGAGCCGAAGAACUCCCCCUGCUCUGAGUGUGACCACUGGGACCAACACAAGCACAAAUCUCUGCUUUCAACACGUCAAAACUUCCAUACAGACUGUCAAGCAAUUCCUGUUUUAGGUUAUUGGAGACUCAGAAAUGGCACCGAAAAACGUUCACAUUUUUGACUGAGGAAGAAUUUUUGCUUCUUACUUAUCAAUGAAGGACCUCUCGUCUUGUACUCCAGAGGUUUGACAAAGCUUCUAAUUACUUCACUCUCAGACAUCUGCCUCAGCUGCUUGGUUUCUCAGCCGGUGAGGCUGUUCCAUCUUUGGUCAUCCAGCUUUGGCCAUCCACACAGGCCAGGAACUAGGAAAAAAAGAAUGAAUAAAUCAGUGACUCUUUCUUGCUUACAGAGAGGGAAUCAUUUUUGCGCUUUAUAAGAUCUUGCCAUGUUGUGAAAUUUUGCUGAGUCACUGUGGUUUCUGAGUUUGUUUCUUUUCUUCUUUUUUUGCCACCUCAUUAAUAGAGAGGCUGGUAGAGUGUUGUGGUGUGCAGAUCUACAAUGCAGCAGUUUUGCAUUUCAAAAGAAGGAAGCCACGUCUUUCUGAGGUGCCAUGAAGUGAACUGGUUGUGAUGAUGAAGUAUGGGCUCUUUCAUCCUGACAAUUUUUAAAAGCAAUAGCAGAAAGUCUGACGUUUCUGAUACCUCUGCUUUGCAGGACUCUAAACGAAGCGUAAUAAUUCUGGCGGGAUCCCUCUUAAAUAAAGCAGUUGGACAUCUCAAGCCUGUGGUACGAAAGCAGAAGACUCUACAGUCUCCACGAAUGUCAAUCAGGAAUUGAAAGAUGAGUCUUUUUUGGGGGAACAGUUAUUCAGAGUUAUUUAUUUCAUUUGUAUCAUAACUAAAUAAGUUGCUUUAUGCGUACAGUACAUCAAUGUUCAUUUUCCAGACAGAAGACGCUUAUUAUUUAGUUUUUUUAUUAUAAUUAUGAUUAUUAUGAUUAUUAUUAUUAUUUUAUUCUAGUAGAAUUCAGCGUGAUGCUGAGUAUCUUUUUGUAUGCUUGUGGUGCCCUAGCCUGCUAUUGUUGUGUUGCCUUAGUGCCAUCUAGUGGUGAAAAGUGAUUGUUUCACUCGACUUCUGCUAUAAUCUGUAUUUCGGUUUGUGUUCAGAUGUUUCAGAACCUACCUUAUCAUUUCAGCUGUUUGCAAGCAUUUGCGUUAUCCUGAAGCAAUUUAAUAGAAAAGGGUGGGUCUGUAUGUUAAGUUUGUUCUUUUCUGACCAGGCCUGUGCCAGUAUGAGGAGAGAGAGAGAGGGAUUAGGAGGUUCAAUAAAAGAACAGACGCUUAUGUACACUUGUGGAACCUCUCCCUCACAGUUGACCUUGGUAACCAGAUCUACUGAAAUAUCCCAAAGGACAAGGACCUGCUUGGCUGUCAUCAGCACGGUCAGUGGUUUACUGUGUCUUAGCAGGCCAAUGCCGAAUGCCGGGCCUUGUGAUUAUGUGCCCACAUUUCCUUUCGGCUGGCUUUGCGUAACGGAUUGGGAGCACAGAGCCAAGUGGAGAGCCUGGUGAGAGGAAAGGCUUAGUCAGCCUGCUUUGCAGCCAAUAAUCAAUAACACUGAACAGCUGUGUCCUGUAAUCUCUCACCCAAUCACAGCGCUGUUGCGUCUCUCAUCGGUCCCAGAGAACAUCUGAAGCGUCCUCCACCCACCCGCCUUCCAAACAUAGUGGCGUUUUUUCUGACCACAGAAAGGUCAAUCGUCAAAGGCCAUGCACUUGCCCCCCUGCUGCAUUACUGACCCAAUAUUGCAGUAAGUACAUGCGCCACUGCUCUCUGGUUAGCAGGGUCUUUCUCAGAGGGCUCUCACAAUAGAGAUGUCAGUCGAGCUUUGAGCUUCAGGAUGCUUUAUUUAUCACAGCCAGAAUGAGCAGCCCCAGCAGGUUGAAUUUUUUUGUAUUCGACAGUGAAUGGCGAUUAUUGAUUCUGUUCUAGGAAUCAUGUGAAGCAUCUCAAUAGAUUCCCUUCUGCUAGAAGCAGGUAAACAAACACUACUAACCCUGCCUGUAGCUCUUCAUUUGCCCUCAGCCAAAAUUCCAGCAUAUAGUUCCUUUUUUGUACAAUAUAGAGAACAAGCGCAUCUGAAUUGAUUAAAAAAUGAUGAGUUCCAUUUUUCCUCUUCAGCUUCAUUCCAUCUUCUUAAGUCAGGAGGGUUUUUUGAGCUUCUCUGGCUCUCUCGCAGCUGAGAAUGUGAUUCCUGUGUUAACGGUUCUGAUAUCUCACCUUCUAAGGUUUUGUUCUACCUUAUUUCCAGUUUUUUAAAACCUUGUUUUGUUUGAAAAGGUAAAUAUUGAAGACUGUGGGAAUGUGAAUGUUAAUUCAUUUUUUUUCAUUUAAACUCAGAUUCCUUUGCACUGUAAACUUCCUGUUUUUUUUUCUUUUAUUGUAUAGAUUUAUUAUUGCUAUUGGUUUAAAGUUGAUGGAGCCACACAAAACUAAACAUGUCAGUCUUAAAACCCUCGCCUCUCCUGGUAUGUGUGCCGUCACUCCUGAGGAAGAAGAGCUCCGGAUCAUGGCUCCCUUCCUCACGUGCUGCCUUUAGAACGUGUCAGUAGAUGUUACUUCACGAACCCUCUCGCCUCGACGUCUCUGAGGAGUUGUGUUUUUAAUGAUGUGCACAUUUUAAAAGGAGCAUUAUAUUUAACGAGAAGUACUGUUUACAUAUGCUGUUCAUUUUAUUUGUAAAGUGUAGAGGUUUAAAAAGAUGAUUUCCAGUGAUAACAGUAUUAAAUUUCAUAAAUAAAUUAAAAAAACAAAAACAAAGAACUUGAUUUGAGGUGCUGUAAUUUUUCAUGAAGUGGUCUAAACGAUAGGCUGUUGCUUGCCGCCUGCUCUAUGAGGUGUAUACUCUGCCAUUGCUUUCUGGGCCAAUAAAUUAAUUUAUAUUCAUAGGUGAAUGUGAUGUGAUGUCUCCUUGUGUUUUAUUAUGACUAAGCACUGUUUUCUUUUUCCACGCUUUUCCCCUCUUCUCCCUUUUCAGCAGUGUCCUGUUUCUAGAUGCACAGCUGAUUUAUUUUAUUUAUGUUCUUUUUCUUUUCUUUUCUUUUUUUUUU
Molecule: messenger RNA, 9548 nt
Organism: Colossoma macropomum (tambaqui)
Lineage: Eukaryota; Metazoa; Chordata; Actinopteri; Characiformes; Serrasalmidae
Gene: sipa1l1
Product: signal-induced proliferation-associated 1 like 1
Exons: 22
Coding region: 1032-6425 (1797 amino acids)
Biological process (GO): activation of GTPase activity; regulation of small GTPase mediated signal transduction
Cellular component (GO): cytoplasm
Molecular function (GO): GTPase activator activity; protein binding
Source: RefSeq, a predicted model, not a curated record